Messenger RNA from Geodia barretti, 655 nucleotides. The record is from the annotation of a GenBank genome assembly. Lineage: Eukaryota; Metazoa; Porifera; Demospongiae; Tetractinellida; Geodiidae.
ACCUUCUUGCAGAAUCAGAACGGGACUCGAGCGGCAGCUGCGCUUUAUUUAGAGCACGCGCGCAGCAGAGCGACCAAGGUGCGUCGUGCAGAGUCUAGUAUGCCAGGGAGAAGAAUGGUGCACCAUGCUGUAGUUCCGGCCCGUUUCCUAUCCCUAACGGCUCAUCUGGUGCUCACAAUAAUGCUCUACUGGUCUCGAGAGCCUCACAUUUCAGCCUGCACCUCGGCCGACGCAGAUGAGAGCUCUUCGGAGUACAAGAGAAAAGACUUACAGUACAUUCCUAUCAAUGGUGUAUUGAGUGGUGAAGUAGCGGCUAUGUCUGCAGGUUGCUGCUGGCUCUCUCGUUCACUCUGCUCUGCACAGCUGUAGAGUUUGGUGGAUUUUUCCUCGGCCUCUCAAUGUUCACAUCUCUACCUUCUAUCUUCUCGAUAACAUCACAUGUCAGUGCCUGCAUAUCACUGGCACUCUUCAUUGUCAAUGAAUGGAGCUGUGAUGACUACUGGUUUAUCUUUGGAUUCUGCAGUGUGCCAUCUUUUAUCGUUGAAGUGGCUGUCAUAUCCUGGACAUUAAAAUGUAGAGUUUUCGUGUGACAUAAUACUGUUCUCCUGUCCUUAUAAUGCAUCUGUCACUGUAAACCAUUUUAUAAUGAAAAGCA